Messenger RNA from Patella vulgata (common limpet), 2793 nucleotides. RefSeq lists its product as uncharacterized. The coding region runs from base 284 to 2791 and encodes 835 amino acids. The transcript has 5 exons. Lineage: Eukaryota; Metazoa; Mollusca; Gastropoda; Patellidae. The record is from RefSeq and is a predicted model, not a curated record. Gene Ontology annotation, biological process: transmembrane transport; monocarboxylic acid transport. Gene Ontology annotation, molecular function: monocarboxylic acid transmembrane transporter activity.
UUCUACUACUUGGGGGAAAAUGCUACGCCAGUUGUGAAUCAUACUGCCGAAGGAUGAUAUCUGUGAAAUGCGGUAUAUUAUAGACACUGACAUAAAUAACUUAUGAAUAUGGUUUCAAACAAGAUUUUGUAAAAAGAUAGAGAUGGGAGCGGGUUCUACGGCUAUGAAUAAUUCAUAGAUUUGAGGAUACGUAAAAUAAUGAAGUAAUGAUUUAAAAUCGAAAUAAAAAUCUUUUAAUUUGUUUAAAUAGGAACGCUGUUAGAUAAUUGAUUGUGAAGUAAAAAUGGCAAAUCAAAUAUGUGUUUUUGAAUUUAAGAAAAAAGCAAAAUAUACACCAUCAAAUAUUAUAAAAGGUCCAGUAGAUGUCAAAAGCAAAGACGAUAAAAUUGAGAUUAGAAAUGGAAUUCGUGGAAUUCCUAUUUAUGGAAAUAGCAAUGUUCACUCCAGUGGAAACCAGUUACAAGAAUGUUCCGCCAUUGAUGUGGGUUCAGAUGGAAUUCCUACCAGUAAACUAAGCAUCAUGAAAAUUCAAACCGAAGAAGCUACAAUUGAACAAGUUCUACAAACUCUGGAUGGUAUAAACGAGUUUGAAAGUACUGCCAAUGAUGUUAAAAUGGAAAAUGUACCAACGAAAGAUGAUGUCACAGCUUCAAAUUGUGUUGAAAUUGAAAAGGUACCAAUGGGUGACGAUGUAAUGAAUGAGUUUACUAGCAAUGAAAUUAAAAAUAACAACAGUAAUGCCAUUUCAUUAAGUGGUGAUGAAAAUGAUGUGUUUCCUACCAGUGUUUCAUCUAAUGACACUAAAAAUGAUGAAAAACCCACCAGCAUUGACGAUAACGCAAAUGCUGUUGAAAUUAUUGGGAAUUGCAUUGGUAACAUUACUAAAGAAGAAGCUAUCAAUGGCAUCGAUAACAAUAAAGCUUUUAAAAAUGACAUCGAAAAAAACGUAGAAAGGAGAGAUGCUAAACUGGAUAACAAUGUUAAACAUAAACAACAAGAUACCAGCUUGAUUGCGCCUAAUGAAUCUGAAAACCUAUCAAAUGAAGUAGUUCUGUUGCAAACCGUUCAGAAUAUACACUCAAGGAGUAUAACGUUACUAAUACAACCGACGGAUACAAAGUAUACUGGGGUAUUAAAUUACGGCUACCGUGAUGCGGAAAGUGAUGCCAUUGCUACUGAUCCUCCAUUCGAAGAUACUGGUACUGAGGAUACCGAGGACUCAUUUUCUGGUGGCCAGAUAAGUGGACCGGGUGCUGAUGAUCAGCCCAAAGAUUGCUCAACGUAUUAUACCGGGUUGGGAAAUUCCGAUCAGAUGUCUGAUGAAAAUCCUUUUACUAAGACAAAAACAAGGAAGAAGAGGCGGGUAUCAGUAAUGAAUGAAAAUAUCCAACCAAAUGGAGAUCAAUCAGGAACGGACAAUUCAGGUUUUAUUUCGGACGAGGAUAGCAUAGAUACGGUGAUUGAUAUUUCGUAUGUACUUAUGUUUGCAUUAAAAUAUUUUAUCAAAUUACCAAGGAGAAGCAUAAGAUUCAGCAUUUACUCCGCGUUCAAGUUCCCCAGUGAACCAAAAUGGCAGAGGAAGUUAUGCGCGUGUGUUGUUGUCUUCUGUGGAUUCUGGAAUUGCUUUUUCUCCAUGGGAAUAGCGUUCUCAAUGGGAACAUUUCUACCCGAAUGGCUGGAUGAAUUUAACGAUGGACGAGCUAAGACUGCUAUGAUUCAGUCAGUUCUUGUAGGCGUAACGUUUGGUGCAGGAAUAUUAAUUGGUAUAUCAAUAGACAGAUAUGGGGUACGUCUAAUCAUCUUUGUUGGUUCACUUAUGUCUUGUUGUGGAUUUCUGGGGGCCAUAUUCUGUCCAAGUACAACCACUUUAUUACUCAGCGUAGCUAUUUUACCAGGAUUUGGAUUAAGUGGAGCCCAAAUAGGAAGUAUUGUAGUUGUAUCUAUGGCGUGCAAGAGAUCGGUCAGUGCUGCUAUGGUGUUGAUCACUGCCGGUGGAGGAUGUGGUAGCAGCAUUUUACCUUACUUUUUCCAAUUCCUUAUCGACAAGUAUGGAUGGAGAGGCGCUUUCUAUGUCAUAGCUGGUCUCUCAUUGCAGCCUAUGGUGUUCGGAUUUUUGAUGACGGCAUUUAUGGAUCAGGUGACAGCUAGCCGUGGUCAUCGUGUUGAAAAGGCAGUGGUAACCGUUAAAGAAAAAAUGAAGCUGAUGUGUCGACCUGAAUUUAUUACAGUUGCAUUAUGUGCACUUACCGCCUUUUCCGCGGCAAAUGGUUUUCUUUUUAUAAUCGCUGACUAUGCUAACAACAAAAACCAAAAUGGCGUCUUUUUUAUAUUCCUACUGACAAUUAUCAGCACGUGUGGUCGACUUGCAUUCGGGUUUCUGAAUUUGUUGUCGUUUGUAAAUAGUCGAAUCUUACUGAUGAUUGGUGCGAUUCUAUCUGGGGGAUCCCUGAUUUGUCUUGGCUUUGUCACGCAAUACGCUAGAAUCCUCGGUAUUAUUGUCGUCCUUGGCUUCAAUUAUGGUGGACAGACUGGUAUAUAUGGCGUUGUUAUCCUGGAUCUGGUGGGUCCCCAGACCUUUUCACUUGCACUUGGUUUGUGCUCUACUUUGAAUGGUGCAGCAUGUGCCAUUGGCGGUGUUAUUUAUGGUUUGUUGUUCGAUAUGAGUGGUUCGUAUAGUCAACCCUGUAUUAUAAUGGGUACAGUAUGCUGUGUUUUUGGAGUACUUCCCAUAUUUGGUUUGUUUUAUAGUAAAAUCAAAACAAAUUGUAAAUCAGCGAUUACUAGUGACUAACA